Molecule: messenger RNA, 1209 nt
Organism: Aspergillus versicolor CBS 583.65
Lineage: Eukaryota; Fungi; Ascomycota; Eurotiomycetes; Eurotiales; Aspergillaceae
Product: non-structural maintenance of chromosomes element 4 family protein
Exons: 3
Coding region: 1-1209 (402 amino acids)
Biological process (GO): DNA repair
Cellular component (GO): Smc5-Smc6 complex; nucleus
Source: RefSeq, a predicted model, not a curated record
AUGUCGUCUUCAAGAAAUAACACGAAACGGCAACGCCUGGGCAACAGAGCCUCGAAUAUCCAGGGUGGGCGUCAGCCAUUAUCAGAACAACAACGACAAGCCAGCAAACAGUUCUACGACCCUGACCAGGAUACAGCUGAAAGACGAAGAGUACGCAAGGGACUUCGGGAUCUCACGCGAGAGUUGAAUGAUUCUAGGAAUGAAUACCUACAGGCCGGAAAUACUGGUAUUAAGGAUACCAUACUAAAAGCAAACGAGUACUUUCAAGAUGUCAAGCAAACUUCGGACGCAACAAUCGACUCUCGUCUUCUGGUAAAUGCCGCGGACUUGUCAUAUAAGAAAACUGCGACGUUAGUACUGGGCGACGCAGGUGCGGGGAUCGAUGUUGACGAAUUCGUUUCGAAAUGUAUCUCGUUUAUGCGCGCCGGUCCGCAAGACCCGAAUGCCUCGAUUAGCAGCACCCAACGCCGCCGUGCUCCGCGAAGGACUCAGGCAGACCCUGAUAAUAGCGACGAGGAGGACGGAGACGGAAUGAACUGGGAUUGGCUUGGGCGUUCUGCCUGUUUUCGCCAUAGCGCCAGGCCUGCGGUCUCUGGGUUCCUUCUUGGACCGCUAUCGGUACAAAAGCGCACCCGCCAAAUAGCACAGCGAAGAGCAAGGGAGCGCAUUGAUCCAUCUCAGGCGGUCCGACCGCAGGAACUCAGAGAGGAGGAUUUAGAUAAGCAAGAGUCAUCUAACCUUACGGCUAUGUGCACCAACAUAAACAAACUGCUGGGUGAGACGCAAGACAAUGCGGAAGCCGCUGUUACCGAGACUCUGGAGCAAAUAGGGGAGCCUACAGAUGAGCAAGUUCAAGCUGUGAUGGCCAAGCAUCAUAUCGCUGAUGAUGCUGGCGUGCCGUUAUUCAAGUUCUGCAUUAACCCCAAAUCAUUCGGACAGUCCGUGGAAAACCUGUUCUAUCUGAGCUUCCUGGUCCGGGACGGAACAGUUGGAAUUUCGACCGAUAGCAGAGGUUUGCCAACAUUGCAUCCGUCAAAGCCCUAUGCGCCUAGUGAAGCCCAGAAACAAGGCAUUCAGAAGCGGCAGUCCGUAUUCAGCCUCGACUUUGAUACAUGGAAGGAUGUGAUCGAGGCGUAUAACAUCGAUGAAUGCAUUAUUCCUCAUCGCCAAGAGGAGCAGCAUGACACAUCGCGAGGAUGGUAUGGCUAG